CGCCCGCCCGAGGCCCCCGUUGUCCAGCGCGGGCGCCGGGGGCGGAGCUCGGCACCGAGGGAGACCGGGUGGCCGCGGCUGCGGCUCCGGCUCCGCGAGGUGGGGGCCGUCCGGGGCGCAGCCAGGCGGUCGCGAGCUCCGCGGGACACGUUCCGCCGCGCCCCGAGGCGGCGACAUGAGCGCCGCGGGGUUGCUGGCUCCGGCGCCCGCCCCGGCUGCAGCGCCGCCCGCCCCGGAGUACUACCCGGAGGACGACGAGGAGCUGGAGAGCGCCGAGGACGACGAGCGCAGCUGCCGGGGUCGCGAGUCCGACGAAGACACUGAGGACGCCAGCGAGACAGACCUGGCGAAGCACGAUGAGGAAGACUACGUGGAGAUGAAGGAACAGAUGUAUCAGGACAAGCUGGCGUCCCUGAAGCGGCAGCUGCAGCAGUUACAGGAAGGUACGUUACAGGAAUAUCAGAAGAGGAUGAAGAAGCUGGACCAGCAGUACAGAGAGAGGAUCCGGAACGCAGAACUCUUCCUCCAACUGGAAACCGAACAGGUGGAAAGGAACUACAUUAAGGAGAAGAAGGCAGCCGUGAAGGAAUUUGAAGACAAGAAGGUGGAGCUGAAGGAGAACCUCAUCGCCGAGCUCGAAGAGAAGAAGAAGAUGAUAGAGAAUGAGAAGCUCACCAUGGAGCUGACGGGAGAUUCUAUGGAAGUGAAGCCCAUCAUGACCAGAAAAUUGCGGAGGCGACCAAAUGAUCCUGUCCCCAUUCCAGACAAGAGGAGAAAACCGGCUCCCGCUCAGCUCAACUACUUGUUAACGGACGAGCAGAUCAUGGAGGAUCUGAGGACGUUAAACAAGCUUAAGUCACCCAAGAGGCCAGCUUCCCCGUCCUCUCCUGAGCACUUGCCUGCCACACCUGCAGAGUCUCCAGCCCAGAGGUUUGAGGCUCGGAUAGAAGACGGCAAACUAUACUACGAUAAAAGAUGGUACCACAAGAGCCAAGCCAUCUACCUAGAGUCAAAGGACAACCAGAAACUGAGCUGUGUGAUCAGCUCAGUGGGAGCCAAUGAGAUCUGGGUGAGGAAGACCAGUGACAGCACCAAGAUGAGGAUCUACCUGGGCCAGUUGCAGCGUGGGCUCUUCGUGAUCCGCCGGCGAAAAUUCUUAACUUACCGGGACUAGCUACUUGGCCUGGGACAUGGAGAGCGCUGUGGAGUCUUCAAAGGCACCCACACGGCCGGCCACCUCCAUCUCUGUCGCUCUCUCCUGCCUCGGCUUCUUCCAGAGUCAGUCACCAGAGACUGACUGUCGGGAGUAUGGGGGCUUCCUCCGCCUGCCUUUUAGUCCAUACUUUUUAUUUGAUUUUUUUGUUGUUUGUUUGUUUUUUUUUUUGUUUAUACUUGGUCCUUUUUUAAAACCCUCCUUUGAGUUUGAAGGGGAGCUCCUUUUAAUGAGUGUUUUGAGGUCUUUCUCCCAUGAGGAGCAGUGAGUGUGUUUUCCCGUCUGGAUCUGAUUGGUGGAUUGUGUGCCUGCUUCCCUAGUUAGGCCCGGAAGCGUGGGGCAGGAGAGCUCCCUUGGCUCCACCUUCUCGGAGAAAUAAAGGAUGUGUAACAUCUCA
Molecule: messenger RNA, 1610 nt
Organism: Onychomys torridus (southern grasshopper mouse)
Lineage: Eukaryota; Metazoa; Chordata; Mammalia; Rodentia; Cricetidae
Gene: Suds3
Product: SDS3 homolog, SIN3A corepressor complex component
Exons: 13
Coding region: 176-1174 (332 amino acids)
Biological process (GO): negative regulation of transcription by RNA polymerase II
Cellular component (GO): Sin3-type complex
Molecular function (GO): histone deacetylase binding
Source: RefSeq, a predicted model, not a curated record